This is a messenger RNA of Arvicola amphibius (Eurasian water vole), 2034 nucleotides long. RefSeq names its product XK related 5 (gene Xkr5). The coding region runs from base 1 to 2034 and encodes 677 amino acids. The record is from RefSeq and is a predicted model, not a curated record. Gene Ontology annotation, cellular component: plasma membrane. Lineage: Eukaryota; Metazoa; Chordata; Mammalia; Rodentia; Cricetidae. The transcript has 7 exons. Gene Ontology annotation, biological process: apoptotic process involved in development; engulfment of apoptotic cell; phosphatidylserine exposure on apoptotic cell surface.
AUGUACGCGGGGCUCCUGGGACUCUCUGCCCUGCUGCAAGCGGCCGAGCAAAGUGCGCGUCUCUGCACGAUUGUUUACCAUUUCUCCACAGGUCACCUCCUCUGGGGGUGGCUGGCCCUUUCUCUUCUCCUGCCCGGCAUCCUGGUCCAGGCCCUGAGCUAUCUGUGGUUCCGCGCAGAUGGGCAUCAGGGUCACUGGUGGCUGGUGUCGCUGCAUCUCCUGCAGCUUGGCGUCUGGAAGCGGCACUGGGACUCUGUGGCAGCCGCUCUGUGGAAAGGAAGGGAGGCUCCCUGCUCGGGACAGCUGCACCUGCAGGAGGCUGACCUGUCGGCGCUCCGGCUCCUGGAGGCUCUGCUCCAGACAGGGCCCCACCUGCUGCUCCAGGUGUAUGUGUUCCUAGCCUCUGACUUCACAGAUGUUGUGCCAGGGAUCAGUGCCUUACUUUCCUGGUCGUCACUGUCCUGGGCCCUUGUGUCAUACAGCCAUUUCCUGGGCGUCAUGAAGCCAGGCCACCGCAGGAUGCUAUGGGCUGCCCUCCUGUGCCAGCACUUCUGGAGGAUGGGCAUGUUGGGAGCCCGUGUGCUGAGCCUGGUUCUGUUCUGCAGGGUUUACCGUGUUUGGGUCUUAGUGGUUGGAGGUGCUCAUUGGCUGGUGAUGUCCUUCUGGCUCGUAGCCCAGCAAAGCGACAUUGUGGAGAGCACCUGCCACUGGAGGCUCUUCAACCUGCUGGUGGGGGCCGUGUACAUCCUCUGCUAUAUCAACUUCUGGGACAGCCCUUCCAGGAGCAGGAUGGCCAGCUUCUACUUGGUCAUGCUGCUGGAGAACUCCAUCCUCUUGCUAUUGGCCACUGACUUCCUGCAGGGGGCACCACGGACCAGCCUAUGGACUGUGGCGGGAGUCUCGUCUGGAUUUCUGAUUGGCAGUGUCUCGCUGGUUCUUUAUUAUACCUUGCUACAUCCAAAAGCUUCAGACAUCCAGCAGAGCCUCCAGAGGAGAUGUUGUGGCCCCAUAGAGAAUGACAAAGCUGAAUCAGAGGCUUCUCCCAGGGCCGUGGUUCCAACAGGGGAGAGAUCAGAGAGCUCAGGCUGGUGCCAAGAGGAAAGCUAUGAGCUAACCAGUCUAGAUAAGGCCUCCAGCCCAGAGCAGAGUACAACAGAGGUAGGGCUGGGGAAUCGGAGAUCCGGGGAGUAUUCCUUCUUUAGCCACCACCACUGGCUGUUGGUGAAACUUGCUCUCAAGACAGGAAGUGUAUCUAAGAUCAACGCAGUCCUUGGAGGUGACAGCCGUGGCUACUCCUGUUCCCCUGUAUUGGGGUCGAGUCAACACUGUAAUCUGCAGAGGAAGCCCCUGUUUUCCCAGAAAGAUCUCCCAUCCUCUCCUUGUGACCCUUUGACCUUGGAGAAAGGCUCUGAGUUCGCAGGUGCUCCGAAAGCAGAGAUGGAGUCACUGGAAACUUCAAGUUUUGUCUCCUUUGCCAGCGAGCAUGAGGACAACUCAACCACCCAGAAACCACCAGCUCCACAGGAGGAAGACAACCCGAAGGAUGGGACUGAGGCUGACCUGGAAGCCCAGGGGAAGGAUGCGGAUGGGCCUCUGAAAGGGGAGGAAGGACAGGCAAGCACAACACUGUACUUCAGUGCCACCAUGGAAAGGACCACGCCCUCCUACCAAAAAGGCAGCCCAGUGGCCAUGCAGGCAUCCCACUCCGGGACACUGAGAGAGAGCAGGCCUGUGCAGCCUGCUUCGCCCCGGGCAGUCACUAAGCCCUUUCCUGUCACCAUGGCCAACAUUAGUCCCAUUCCUGGCAGAAACUUCUGCCCCAGUGCAGGCCUCCCUGGGCGAGCCCCAGAUAGCUCAGAGUGUGAGGAGUGGAGGGAGCCUGCCAAGGACCUAAGUACACAGAGGUUAUUGCCAGGGACAAGCCUGAGACCUGCUGAAGAGCCACGAUUCACAUCGACCCCUAAGUCUGAGUCUAUCCAGAGGGACCAUAGCUGCAGAGACAGGAGGAAACAGGAAGCGAGUUUCUUCAUCUGA